Messenger RNA from Dichotomopilus funicola, 1470 nucleotides. Its product is annotated as adenylyl-sulfate kinase. The transcript has 5 exons. The record is from RefSeq and is a predicted model, not a curated record. Bases 1 to 1470 code for a protein of 489 amino acids. NCBI's taxonomy places the organism in Eukaryota, Fungi, Ascomycota, Sordariomycetes, Sordariales, Chaetomiaceae. Gene Ontology annotation, molecular function: adenylylsulfate kinase activity; ATP binding. Gene Ontology annotation, biological process: sulfate assimilation.
AUGCGCCCAUGGAUAGUCUCGACGGCGGCGCGCCCUGCAACUACCCUGCUAAGCGCACCCAUUCGCCUUAUCCGUGUGCCACGUCCGCGACGGAUCACCUCUGCGGCCGGCAAGGGCACCCCCUCGGAAGCUACCCAGAAACCGUCACUUGUUCGCCGAGCCGCAUCGCUCGCGACCCGUAUCUUUUUCUUUACUACACUAGGUUUCGUCAUGGCCGCGGCACCCGCCUACCAGUCCGCUACCGCGGUCUUGUCACCGGCCAGUGAUGCCGAGACAUUAGGCGCUUUCGAGCCGCAAGACGACGACGCGAGAGCGAAACAGGACUACAUCAACACACACCCCCUUGCACUAGCCCUCCGAGAGAGUUCGGAUUUCAUCGAGUCCCGCCCACACAUGAAAAUACCAGAGUCAUGGCGCAAACACAAUUUGACCGGUGGUACCCUCGCGGGGCCUGGCAAGAUCAUCAUUCCACCGUUCAGCUGGACACAGCGGGAGGGAAAAUGCUAUGUACAGAUUACACAUGUUGGGACGGACCUGUGCGGCCACAUGGGUAUCAUCCACGGGGGUUUCCUGGCUACUAUGCUCGACGAAGGACUGGCGAGAUGCUGUUUCCCAGCGCUACCAUACAAUGUGGGCUUGACGGCAAAGUUGGAAAUCAACUACAAAGCACCCGCCAUGGCUGACCAGUACCUGGUGCUCCGCGCCAGCACGGUCAAGGUGGAGGGUCGGAAAGCCUGGGUCGAGGGCCACAUUGAGACUUUGCCGGAGAAGGAAGGCCAGGAGCCCACCAUACUGGCCACGGCGAGCGCGCUCUACGUUUCGCCUAAACAAGCAUCGUUAUACAACAUCACCUGGCACCCAUCGCUCACGCGCCACGAACGUAACCAAUUGCGCGGACAGCGGGGAUUCACUAUCUGGUUUACCGGCCUUUCUGCCUCAGGCAAGUCGACGGUCGCGACUGCUCUUGAGCAGCAUCUGCUUCACAUCGGUCUGGCCACAUAUCGUUUGGACGGUGACAAUGUACGCUUUGGGUUGAACAAGGACUUGGGGUUCUCGGAGAAAGACCGUAACGAAAACAUUCGUCGCAUUGCUGAGGUCGCGAAGCUCUUCGCGGACUCCUCGACUAUCGCCCUGACCUCUUUUAUCUCCCCUUACCGCGCUGACCGUCAAAUCGCCCGUGACCUGCACGCCCAAGCCUCCCAGGCGGGGGAUGAUGCUCUUCCGUUCAUCGAAGUGUUUGUGGACAUCCCCCUGGAGGAGGCUGAGAAGCGGGAUCCCAAGGGUCUGUAUAAGAAGGCACGGGCGGGAGAGAUCAAAGACUUCACAGGUGUUUCUGCACCAUACGAGCCCCCCGAGGCACCCGAAAUCGCCAUCCGGACCGAUCAGUUGAGCGUCGAGGAUUCCGUCCGCAAGAUUGUGGAGUACCUGGUAGAACGGGGCCUGAUCACAACGUCCCAGGAAACAAGGUAG